AAUGAGACAGCUCACUUUCAAUGCUGAUAUGGAAUAUCUUUCGAUUCAACCGCAGAGCAGACGACAAUUAAGACAAGCUGUUGCAAAUUAUAGUCAACAUGCACAAGUGGAAGAAACUGGUGAUUUAAAAAGGAUAACUGAAGAAGAAGAACUAAUUAAUAUUUCAGAAUAUUAUGAAUCUCAUGUAAUUCAUACUUCUGAAAAAAAUCAUGCCAAACCAAAGAAAAACAAAGCAAAACAGCAAAUAAAACGUCGUAAACGCUCAAAACCUGAAAUAAUUUUUGAUGAAAACUGGAUAUCCGAAUUUCCUGCAGAAUCAACAAACUUUGACCGCUUUCGUGAAGAUGAUGUUGAAUUCCAUCCAACAGAUUUGACAACAUUACUUACAUCUAACUCAAAAACCCUAAAACCUCUAAGUAAAUCUGAUUUAAAUAAAGAGAUGACAGGCUUGCGUUCAAUUCUUGAAGCAAAUGAACAGUUAACAUCCGAAAGUGUUCAACAACACCUUAAGUUGUUUAAACGGUUAAGAAGUUUGAGUGAUGUGCGGAAAGCUUCCAUCAUUGAUGCUGUAAAUCGUGAGAUAGAAAGGAGAAAAAACUCCUUUAAUGCAGAAUUGAAAGCAUACAUAGACGUCUGCAUAAGCUGUGGCCUGACAAAGAAAGCUAGUUUUGCAGUUGUUGGGGGAGAAUACGCAAGAAGUAAAAGUAAAACCCAUAGCCUUAUUCAAAAGCAAUAUCAUAUAACUGACAUUAACGUGUAUGAAACGCUUUUGCAUGCCCUAGCCAAGAAGAGGGAUACAAGCCAUAUGAAAAAUGUUUUUCAAUGUCUAAAAAGUAAUAAAGAUAUAAAAACGUCUCUACAAUGUUAUGCAGCUUACUUGGAAUGCUUUGGCCGAAUGUCCAUCAAUGGAAGCGAAGAAGAACAAGAAACUCUUUUAGAUGAAAUUCGCCAAUGUUUAAAUGAUAUUCAGGAACAAAACUUUGAUUUGGAAAAUAUAUUAAGAGAUUGUACCUUUCAAGGAGAAGAAUUAGACCAUAUUCUUUUAGCAAUUCGUCUAGUAUUACCUUCGUUUUCUCCUAAAUUUCCGGAAAAGUCUAAUGAUGGGCUCGCUUAUGAACCAGAAAUAUUAGAAGGAUUGGCAUUGAAUAAGGAUAUUGAUAAUCCUCAUUAUGGUGUCUUAAGAAAAGCUGAUUUGAAUACUUUAAUAUCGGAUCAAAUAAAAAAUGAAUUAGAUUCCAGUGUAACUGUGUCAUCAAUUCAACCUCAAAGUGAACCUGAUGAAAUAAUGAUACAUGCUAGAAAUUUGUUGGAAAAAUCGCAGAAAGAAUGGAGAAAAGCUCUAAAAAAGUCUUUCAAACGUUUAUUAAAACAACUAUGGGAACAACACAAAGGUGACUUUAAACCAAAUUUACUACCUUAUUUUAAACUCUUUCCUGCGGAUGUUUAUGUUGAUUACAUGAUGCAGGAAAUAAACUUGCUGUCUUUAUUCUCGGGGUACAGUCCUGCUUUGCCAUCAUUACAACGAAGCCUGGGUAGAAAGCUUUAUGACAAAUAUCAAGCUCUUAAAAAGACUCAAAAUGAAGUUCUAAAUUACAUGAAUCAAGCAUACGAAAUCUAUAGUGGAAAAUUGUGCGAAGAAAAGCUAAACAGCGCUAGUCUUGCUCAAAUUUGGAACGAAAGUUUUGAUCAAGCUUGCUGUAAUAUACCAUUGAGAAAUAUUAACGUUAAAUGGCCAGAUUCUGUUACAAGACAAGUUGGAAAACUUCUCUAUUCAAUAAUCCUAGCAGACAUUCAUGUUGAUGCCAAUAUGUUUAGGGAACCGUCAUCAAGGCAGGAAAUUCCAGCAUUUUAUUCGGUUCAAAUUCAAAAGCCCGGUGAAGCGUACAGCAAGGAAGAGAUCAGGCCUCAUCCUACUUUGUUACGUUUAUACGAAAGAGUAAAUAACAGAGAAUUAAUCUUUAAUUCUCGUGAUAUGCCGACCAUGAUUCCUCCGAUUCCAUGGACAAGCCUAAAUAAUGGAAUAAGUUUCUUAUCAACGACUGAACUAGUAAAGAAUGCGUGGUCCUCACCAACGCAUCAAGAACUACUACAAUCCACGCCUACGAAAGCAUAUCAGCCUGUUUUAGACUCUUUAAGUUCUCUUAGUUCAACACCUUGGCGCAUCAACAACACUGUUUUAGAUAUAAUUAUUGACUUAUUCAACAAAGGAGGAGAUGCAUCUUUGGAUCUUCCUCCUCCUUCAUCGUCAUGUCCUCUCCCACCAGAAAUACCAAAUAAAGCAAGUCCAGCCGAAAAGAAUCGAAUUUUACGUGAAAGGCAAAAAAUACAGCAGCAAAGACACGAUAUGCAUGGAUUGUGGUGCACAGAACUCUAUAGAUUAUCUAUAGCUAAUAAAUUUAGAGAUAAAGUUUUUUAUUUCCCACAUAAUUUGGAUUUUCGAGGACGCGCUUAUGCUGUACCACCUCAUUUUAAUCACUUAGGAAAUGAUUUGGCUAGAAGUAUUUUACUUUUUGCUAAAGGAAAAGAAUUAGGAGAGUAUGGACUUGAUUGGUUAAAAAUACACCUUGUCAAUCUUACUGGACUACGCAAGCGUAGUUCUAAUAAAGAACGUUUACAAUUUGCUGAUUCAAUAAUGGAAGAUAUUUUAGAUUCGGCGCAUAACCCAUUUAAAGGAAAACAAUGGUGGACAAAGUCUGAUGAACCCUGGCAAACUCUGGCAUGCUGUAUUGAAAUUGCAAAUGCCAUCAACUCCAAGAAUCCUAAAGAGUAUCUUUCAUAUUUUCCCGUACAUCAAGAUGGUUCAUGUAAUGGACUACAACACUACGCUGCCCUAGGACGGGAUCAAGGAGGAGCUGAAUCGGUCAACCUGGCUGUAUCAGAUAGACCUAAAGAUGUUUAUAGUGACGUUUUAGACUUGGUUGAAGAAGAGAGAAAGAAAGAUUUAAAAAACGGCAUGGAAAUAGCCAAAUUACUUGAAGGGUUUGUUUCGAGAAAAGUAAUAAAGCAAACCGUCAUGACGACGGUUUACGGAGUUACAUGGUACGGGGCAUGGAAUCAGAUAAUGCGUCAAUUAGAUGAUCUAUCUGAUUUUCCCCAAUCGCACAGCAAAUCAGCAUCUCAAUAUUUGGCAACAAAGACUUUGCUUUGCAUUCAAAAGAUGUUUUCUGCCACGAAGCGUAUACAGGAUUGGUUAACAUUGAGUGCAGAUAUAAUAUCGGUUAUAGCAAACAAACCGGUAGAAUGGCAAACUCCUUUAGGCUGGCCUGUUGUCCAACCAUAUAUGAAACCGUCAACAAUGCCCAGCAGUCUAUUAGAGAAACACGCGAAGGGUUUACGUUUAAAUAAUUUAGAGAAGCCGGAUGCUAGAAAACAGAAAAAUGGUUAUCCUCCAAAUUUUAUACAUUCUUUAGAUUCUACACAUAUGAUGUUGACAGCUUUACAGUGUUUUAGAGCCGGAAGGACAUUUGUAUCAGUGCAUGACUGCUAUUGGACACAUGCAGCAGAUGUGUCCGUAAUGAAUAAGAUUUGCCGUCAGGAGUUUGUUAGAUUACAUAAAUAUCCUAUUCUUCAUAAUCUAUCGGAACAAAUGACAACUAAAUCCUCUGUCGUUGGGUUUAAUGUGAAUCAAAGAGAAAUUUUCGACGAUGUAAUGAAAGCAGUAUUAAAGGAUGUACCGGAAAAAGGUGACUUCAAUCUUGACAAAGUUCUGGAAUCUGAAUUCUUUUUCAGUUAA
Dimorphilus gyrociliatus is the source of this 3733-nucleotide messenger RNA. NCBI's taxonomy places the organism in Eukaryota, Metazoa, Annelida, Polychaeta, Dinophilidae. The record is from the annotation of a GenBank genome assembly.